GCCCUAGUGUGCGCGCGAGUAGUGCACCUUUACGUGCCGUGUACGUCUGGCGGAGAGCUUGCCGCACAUGAGCACUCGGCGCGAUCGAUAUCCGCACCCUUUGCUCCGCGGGGCGUAAACUGCCACUGUGAGCACCGCCGAUUAACCGACUGUUUGUCACUUCACCCUGGUGCAAACUCAAAGUUGGCCGGUGCUGACCUGAUCGGGUCUACAGUCGCGAUGGCCACCUCCGAAGUGCUCAUUCAAAUCCCCUCGCUCACCUUCAAUGAGGACAAAAUACGUCUUGCUCCACCAGCUGACACUAUGGCAAUCAAGGUUGCCCAACUGGAGCACAACAUGCGAUUCCUGAGGGAGCAACACCAAAUCAUGCUCUCCAGCUUGCACAAGGAAAUUGAAAAUUUGAGGCAGUUCAACAGAGAAUUGCAGUUCCAACUUGUAAUGAGUGGUGCGGCAGCAAAAAUGAGCGCGCUCUCCAUCGAAGUACCACCCGAUUCAUUCGAUGAUACCGCUGAGCACCAAAAUAGACACGUCAACAAUGAUUAUGGCAGAGUCGAGCUACUUGAGAAGAGCUUGGCUGAAAUGCGGAUAGGUCUGAACGAAGAAAAGGGCCGGAACAAGCAGCUCUACGAAGUGGUCCGAGAGCAGCAGAGAAAAAUCGAACACCUGAAGAUGUUGGGCAAUAGAAGCUUGGCGUGCCAAGACGCUGUCUGCCAAGUGGAUUUCCCACCUGCAGAUCAGGUCGUCGAGAAUAGCACCCGGUACACGCAAACCUAUCGUAAUUCCGAAUAUUGGUCCAAGGAUUCACGGAGGAGCGGCGGCAAUCGUUUCCGCCGGCACAAUUCCGGCCGAUUUUCGAGUGCCUCCUUCAGUCACGACGAGACGGCCGGGCAGCAGCCGACCGGGUCAAGGCUGCAAAUGUUCCCACCACUGCAAUCGCCCGCCGGCUGGCAGCAGCAGCAAGCGCCAAGGCCAAAGACAAGCGUCGAAAUGGGCAAAGAAAAACUGCCGGCGCUGCAGUUGAACGAGGAGCACGAGGAAGGGCACUGGGCUCAGAGGAUGGAGCAGGCUCCACACUCGGACCGCAACCGGCGCCGACGGUUCAGGAGCAAGCGCGUUCAGGGAGAGCAGACUAACUGAUUUGUGUAGCAAUAAAGAUAAAAAAAUAUAUAGCACGCGCAUAUAAUAAUUAAUGCUUCGUUUUAAUUGCACAUGUUUACACGAAACGAGAGACUUCUUCUUAUGUACCAGCCGUUGUUAAAAAGACGUUAGUAUUCACAUAUCCCAGCAGGAUGAGUGACAUUUAAAAAAUGCAUUGAAUAUUUAGAGAGUGACCGAUGAACGAGAGAAUGUCAGUGCUCUCCUCAAUCUGGAAAUAUAUUUAAAAUUGAAAUUAAUACAAAUCAGC
Neocloeon triangulifer is the source of this 1405-nucleotide messenger RNA. RefSeq lists its product as uncharacterized. The transcript has 7 exons. Bases 220 to 1137 code for a protein of 305 amino acids. The record is from RefSeq and is a predicted model, not a curated record. NCBI's taxonomy places the organism in Eukaryota, Metazoa, Arthropoda, Insecta, Ephemeroptera, Baetidae.